AUGGCGCUGGCGCUCAAACCGGGGAGGGGGGCGGGGGGAGGCCUUUCCGCCCAGUGUGAAGCUUCUUCAGCCAGCCGCGGCGGAUCUAAGCCUAUGAAUAAAGCUCCGGCGAGUUCUGUGCCAUACACCCAGGUUUCGAUUAUUAAUUUACGCAUCCGCGGCCCUCCGGCACCCUCCGAGGGCUGUGUUGCGCGGGUCACCAGCCCUCCGACGUCGAGCGGCCGGGCUCUCACGCGCACAACUUCCGAGCAGGCCGAGGGCCCGGGCUCCGCGAGCAAGCAGCCCGGAGGGCCGCGCGGGGGGGACGCGGCUCCCCGACCUUCCCCGGCGCCUCGCCCGGCGGCCGGGGGCAGCCCCAUCAACCCCUGCCCCGGCUCCCGGGAGGCCGCGGCCCCGGCCCCCCAGCCCUCCGCAACUUUCCCUUCGCUCGCGCCCGCCUCUCCUCCGGGACCGGGGCCUGUCGGGCGCCCUCCCGCCCGCCCGCCCUCUUUCCCCCCCGCCCCGACCCCGGGCGGGCGGCCGGCCGGCCGGCCUCGGGCCGCGGCGCCUCCUCCUAAAAUGGCAGGUCCCUCCCUCCGCCCGGCCGGCCUCGGCGCGGGCCCCGGCUGCAGGCCGCAGUGGGGGAAGCCGGGCCGCCGGGCGCCGGGCGGGGCCGCGGCCGGACACUCACCGGGACGAUGGCGGGGCGCUCGCGCCGUUCCCUCCGGUGAGUCUCUGCCGCCGGCUUCCCGCCGCCGCCGCUGCGCCCCCGCCGCGGCCUCCGCCGCCAGUGCCGCCCCGGCCGCCUCUCUCUCCGCCCCCGGCGCUCCCGGCUCCGCGGUCUCCGAGCCGCAGCCUCCUCAGGUCUCGCUGCCCGGCUCGCGGGUCCGAGCGGCGCCCGGUGGGGCGGGGGUGUGUGUGGAGGCCGGGGAGGCGGCAGCCCCCCUCCCCGGCAAAUACCGCAGUCCCCGGACCCCGAGCCCCGCGGCGCGGCGGGGGCCGCGCGGCCCGGCCCGGCCCGCACAAGCGGCGGCGGCGGCGGCGCCCGCACCCCCCGCUCGGGGUGUCCGCUCUCCUGAGCCCGACUUGGGCCGCGAUCAGCAGCAGCGACGGCAGCAGUCUCCCCGGAUCCCCCCGCCGCUCUCGCCGCCGCCACCCCCGCCUCACUCCACUGGGGCUUUUUAUUAUUAUUCGGGCGGGAAGCGAAAGGGUUUAAAAAAAAACCCAACCAACAAAAUGGCGACGGACCGACCCGGUCGCUAUAGCAACUGUCAAUCAAAACGCAAACCGCCCCCCCCGGCGGCUGACGUGCUGACGUCCUCCUCCCGCCACCCCCGGCCCCAAGCCGGGGGGCGGGGUCACGUGAAGGAUAAAUUCGGAGCUCGCUACGAGUGUCAGAGGAGGGCGCGUGAUUCGCUCGGGGGAGGGGAGCGGAGGGGAGACGGCCCGGCUGAGGGGAGGGAAGGGGAAGAGGAAGACAGGGCAGGCGGGCGGGUGGGGGCCGAGGCGGCGGCCCGGCCUGUGCGCGAGCACCCGCCGCUUCCCCGGCCACCCGGCCGCACCCCGGCCCGCGCGUGCCGCGCCCGCGCUGACUGCGGUCCCGGGAGCGCGCGCGUCCCGUCCUGCGCGCCGCCGCCGCCGCCGCCCGCGGAGCCCGGCGCUUCCGCGUCGCGCGCGUGCAGCCCCGCCCGCGCCGGGGGGCCGGGGCUGCUCACCUGCAUCCCCGGGGAGCGCGCCGCCGGCCGCGCCCGCCCGCGGACUCAGGCUGCGCUUGGACCGGCCCGCGUGCCCCCCUCGCCGGAAAAGAUGCCCACGGAGGCUGCGGCGGCGGCGGCGGCGGCGGCGGCGGGGGGGGGUGGAGAAGAGGCCGCCUCCGCGCUUCAGACAUCUCAGGAAUUCCGGACGCUUCGCCCGGGUUCCGGGAUGCCCCUGCGGCCGACGCCUCUCUUAAACCCUGGCGGUCGAUCUUUGCAGCGGCCGGCGCCGGCUUUCAGAAAUGACGGACGGAGCCAUCAUAAGCACUCCAGGCUUUUCCACGGAUUUCAACCCCCCCAUUCCCCAUCCCUUUCGGGGCGCAGCCUUCCUUCCCCAUCGGAAUGCCCCGAAAAUUGA
Dama dama (fallow deer) is the source of this 2091-nucleotide messenger RNA. Its product is annotated as basic proline-rich protein-like. The transcript has 6 exons. NCBI's taxonomy places the organism in Eukaryota, Metazoa, Chordata, Mammalia, Artiodactyla, Cervidae. Bases 1 to 2091 code for a protein of 696 amino acids. The record is from RefSeq and is a predicted model, not a curated record.